Messenger RNA from Adineta steineri, 969 nucleotides. Lineage: Eukaryota; Metazoa; Rotifera; Eurotatoria; Adinetida; Adinetidae. The record is from the annotation of a GenBank genome assembly.
AUGUAUUCUCUAUCAUGUGUCUUCUUACUUCAUCAACAUUUCGAAGCAGCAACAACAUCACCUGAAAUUAUAGAAAUAUCAUCAAAAAGCUUAAAUAACGAUAUAAUGAGUGACGAACAGGAUAAUGAUAAUCCAACACAAAUCGUUGAAAACGAGACAAAUGAACCUCGAACAAAUGAUGUCUCAUCAGACUCGACAAUUAACUCAAUUGAAGACGAUAGCCAUUUUAUAUACGAUGAAGAUUCAAAUAGACUUACAUGUAUUGGUUCGAAUUAUGAUAAUAUCCCUCAAAAUAUUAUUGACAGAUUCUCAAUUAAAACAAAAAUUCUUGAUUUAAGUAAAAAUCAUUUUCGUUCACUUGAUUCUGUUAAAAAUUUUCCUAAUUUGGAAGAACUUAUUCUUGAUGAUAAUCAAUUAGAUGAUACUCAUACAUCUUUUCCAAAAUUAGCUCAUUUAAAUACAUUAAUGUUAAAUAAAAAUCGUUUUCAAGAUAUUUAUAAAUUAGUUGAUCAAUUACGUCAUGCCUAUCCAAUGCUUAUAUAUCUAUCAUUAUUAGGUAAUGAAGCAUGUCCAUAUCGAAUAAUUUCAACAGGUCAAACAUCAUCAUCAAAUAGUACGGAUCUUAGUGCAUUCGCUCAAAAUCGCCUUGAAGAAGAAUAUCAACGCUAUAGACAUUUAUUAAUAUUUCGUAUUUCAACAUUGAAAUUUCUUGAUGCACGUGAAAUAAGUCCUGAUGAACGUCGUAUUGCAUUAAAAUUAGGUGAUAUACUUUAUUCAAUUGAUGAAGUAAGAAAAUCGCAAACACAACCAGAUGAUGAUUCAACGAAACACGAGAAGAAAGAUGUUUAUACACCUUUACCAUCUAGUACAGGGAAAGAUCGAAAUCGACCAUCUGUUGGAAAACUUCGACAUACAUAUGAUGGAAAAGGAAGUCAAGGAAAUAAAUUUUUAAAAGAUGUAGAUUUAUAA